GAUUGACAGCGAAACCAGGGGCCGUGGCAACAGCGCAACCCAUCAUCGCCUGACGCUGCGAGAAGCGGCGUCGCUCUCAGCCAAUCGGAGAAGCCGAGACCCUAAAGCGUCGGUGGCUUUUCUGCAUGUGGAACAAAGAUGUCGGGAGGGAGUCGGUGCUAAGCGACCGAGUGAAGGAUGAAGGAGGAGGCGGGCGGCGGCGGCGACGGCAGGAGGAGCAGGAGGCCAGAGCCGCUCCCCAACCCGCCUGUCACACCCGAGAAUGCGGGCAAAAGAAACGCCCGGCGCACCCCCCGGGCCGGGAGCAACAGGCUGAGCCGAGGCUGCAGGCCUGCAGCGAGGCCCGGGACGGCUGAAGAAAUACCAUCAUAUAAAACGCCCAAGAGGAUAUUAAGAAAGCAACAGUUCAAUGCUAAUCAUGAAUCUCCUGUCAAUGAUUCAGAGUUGCAGCAGGAUAUUUAUUGGGAUCAACAUUCUCCAACCACAUUUAAAUUGGGUAAUGGAAAGAAGUCAUCUGGAACUUGUCAGCAUGUGGUAGAAAUAUCUGAUAUUGUUAACCGUAUUGCUCCUCAGCGAUCUUCCGAAGUACCUCUGAACAUCUGGCUAGGAGAAGAUGCAAUCCAGUGUAGCCCCACUGUUUCUUUUCGAGAAAGAAUCAAAGGAAAUAGUUCAAGAUUUCAAAGAAGUACAGAGGAAGAAUUAAUGAAGUUAGCAAAAGAAUUUGAUCGGAAUAUGGUUGAACAAGAUGUCAGUUAUUGUCAAGAAGUCAGUGAAGUUAACGAGAUUCUGGAUAAUGAAGAUUCAGAACAAACAAUAUGCGCUAAGCAAGCAAACUGUGACAUUUCAUCAUUGGAAAAGGUACCUGAGACUAGAAUUACUGAGCAAGUUGAACAUGAUGGAGGUGGAACCCUUCCAGUAUUAAGGUUGCACAGUCAGAGCAGUAGUCAGAAGUCAUUGGAUCUAGAAGCUGAAGCUGCUGUCAAUGCCUUGUUUGAUGGGCCCACUCAACAUGCCAGUCAUCCCUUGAGUCAGGGCUUCUCAGGAGAUGACAGUUCAAGUCCAAAAUUAGAUGACUGUCAUACUGUCAAAGCAGCCUCAGCACCUGCAAAAGGCAACGCUGAUCAUGACAUGAGCACUAAUAUAACAAGUGUAGGAGAACGAGUGGUUUCCUUUUCAACUGCUUUUAAACAAAAGAACAUUCCUCAAAUCUCUUCACCAGCUGAACUGGAUCCAGACAACUCUAAGCAUGGCAGAAAGUUGGCUUGUGAAGAUUCCACUACAGAUUUUGAAUUAGACCAACAAGAGGCAACUGACAUUCAAUCCAAAGGUAAAACAGCAGCAGUUUGUUCACUUGAAUCAGUCCCAGGAAAUGAUGGGUUUGAUGACUGGACCAAUGAUGACUGGAUUGAAGAUGACUCUUUUAUAUUGCAGAUUACACAAAUCCCAGAACCGAUUGACACUCCAACUGAAUGCACACACUUUACAAACCAGUCCUUGGAUACUGCUGGCCAAAAAGUUACAAAGGACUUUAAUGAUGCAAACGAAUCUAAGGGUAAUUCUGACAUAGUACCGUCUGUGUCAUUUAUGCAAAGUUCUACCAGCAAACCCAACAACAAAGAGUUAGUAGCCAAGACUUUACAAUUUGGAAAGAAGUCUGAAAGAGCAAAGCCAAGGGUUACUUUUACAUUGCAAAACAAAGCAAGCGAUAAGGUGACUGAGGAGCAAUCUGUCAGAAAAUGCAAGCCAGGUAAAGACUUCAAAAGUGUGAUUAAUACAUUAAUUAAAAAAGAACAAAGAAAUUCUGAUGUUUCAACACUUCAACAUGGUUCCCAUCUGUUUAAUGUACCUCUAAGGGAAUCGACUACUUUGACUUGUGCAAAAUCUUAUAAAUGGGAAAAUCGGUAUGAUGGCAGUGCACAGAGGAAUACAGAGAACUCCCUUGUUUCACCAAAGCUUGCUUCUAGUGAGAAUUCAGUGCUUGCAGAAUUGAACUCGGUUGAUCAGCUGGGAUCUGAAAGACCCUCUGGUGCUGGCACACAGAGGGGACCUGAUGUAGAGGUGCAGGAUACUUGUUCUGAGUUUGUGGUUGACGAUUGGAAUGAUGCAGAAUUCUACAGUGAAAUUCAAAACACGUUUUCUGAAUCUGACAUUUUAUGGGAAACCGGUGAUGAUGAUGAUGAUUUAAACAGGAUGUGUGAUGAUGUAGAAAAGCUGAUUGAAAACCAGAAUUCUCAAGUGACUUUAUCCUCUGGAACGAUAGAAUUGAAAGUAGCAAAUGGCAACCAGAGUUUCACAAGCAACAUGCAUAAAAAUCGGUUUACCAAUCAGCUUAAUGGGCAGCAAAAGCAAUUAAAUCAAAAUCAACCAUUUGUUAUACCAGGAAGGAAAAUCUGCUCAACGGGACAGUUAGUAACAAAACAAAGUGUCUUACCUUCAUUGAGGCCUCAACCUAGGCCAACAGAUUUGAUCUGCACAGUCUGUACUAUAACUACGCCCUCUACACAAAGCCAUCAUUUGAAUUCUGUAAGCAAUUUCCAGAGUAAAGCUUUAUCAGCUAUGUCCAAAAUGUGUGCUGUGAAUGUUAACAGGAUAACUUCUGGGUCUGGUUCAAGAAACUCCAUUGAUGCUUCAAAUAGUCAUCAGACUUCAGUUUCUGCAAACUAUGGCUAUGGACAGAAAAUGCACAUAUCCACCGUGACUACAAGUCAUCCAGUCCCCAAAUCACAUGGUAUUGCUGGCAUUACCAGAACUCCAAGGUUCACCUUCAGUAAAGUUACAAAUUCUUCUGUGAUUGGUGUUCAAGAGAACACCAGUAGUCACGCAACACAGUGUGUGAAGGCUUUUGGCAACAAGGAUCAUGUAAAAAGCCCCAUGGAAAGAUGUGUUCAGUCAAGUGAAAUUACUGCAGCUACAUUGUAUCCAACAUCAUCUCUUAAGAGACAUUUCUCGGACUCUACUUUAGAGCUCAAAGUUGGUGAAAUGGUGGAGAAGCCAGUUGCAAAAUGUUCUCUGCAAGAGAUUGAAAAAAAGAAACAAGCAGCAUUAGCUCGGAGGAAGAUGAAAAUGCAAGCCAGCUGCAUUCAUCCAUCAACUGUGUGAUUUCAUGAAUCCAAAAGAUGACUUUAUUAUAAGAAAAUAAUGAAGAAGUUAGCACUUGGAUAAAGGAGUGUACUUUUUCUUUCCUGUGGUAAAACCAGAUAAUCGGGCUCUGCAUCUUGUUCCUUCUCUAACAUAGCCCGAUAAGUAAAUGGAGGCACAUUGCUGAACAGAAUAACUAAAAGUUAUGGUUAUUAUUCUUUUACUAAAGAGGACUUUGAAGUAUUAUCCCACUGUUGUAUUUCUAAUAUCAUGAUUUAAAGUCUUUGCUUUUCCCCACAGCCUUCUUUUCUGCUAUUGCGUGCCACUCAACUGAUUUGACUCUGUUGCUUGCCCUCUGAGCCCGGUGUUUGAGUUUAUGGGUACAACUUCAGGAACGGGAUUGAGGAGUUACUCAUGAGGAGGAGAAAAAAAAUCAGGAUUAUCCUUCUCCCUUAAAUCAAGGACAUGGAGGUUAAUUAAAGGUUCCCUGCUGCUACCUAUUUGAGAAAAGUUCACUUAGCAAAGACUGGGAAUUGAAACAGGGACUAUUGUGGUCUGCAUGGGUAAGUCUUAACCAGAUGUUUCAUUGAGAAUCCUACUUGAAAGCUUUCCAGAAACAGUUUACUCGUUAUGCAUGAAGUACUAAUGAAAAUUUGAACUGAGUUCCUUCAGACACUAGCAUCCUCUUCAGUCUUCUCAGAUUUAACUGCACACUUAUGAGCUGCACUAUGUCCUUAAAUAGUUUACCUUAGUUUAAUUUAUGUAUUUUGCUUUGCAAAUGAGGUACUUCCAAGAAGUUCCAUUCUUGCUGUGAAAGGUGUUCCACCUUAAAGAGAGUCUGCUAAUAUGUGUAUAUUUUACUUUCUUAUUGCUGUUAAGUUAGUUGUUUUCAGUUGAUGUUUAGAAAUGUUUUGGGUUAAAAGUUCCUUUGGCAAUGCUCUGCUCAUGGUCUUCAGCUAAAAUCUCCAUGUAUGCCAUUUGAAUGCAUUAACUGUUGUCCCAGAAAGGUGCCCAGAAUCAUGGAAAUCAUAUCAUUAUUUUUCAUUUUAUGCCAUGGAGUUUUGUGUUAAUUUGUCACCAUUGUGGUGUGGCUGAAAACAUAAGCAGCUUUCCAUUUUUCUUUAUUUUACAUUUGAGUACAAUGAAAGGUCAGUUCCAAAGCUCAAUCCUGAACAAAUGUUUCAUUUGGGUUCAGGUGUCACGUGAAUAAAGCUGUUUUGACAUUUUUAAUGUGUUCAUAGGUGACUGCAAUAAUGUUCCAUAACUUUUACUGCAUAAAUGUUUUAUCACAAACAUUUUCUGUUAUCUUUUAUGAUCUACCUCAAAACAUGGACAUUUAAUUAAAAUAUUCUUGACUCUG
This is a messenger RNA of Pristis pectinata (smalltooth sawfish), 4438 nucleotides long. RefSeq names its product ewing's tumor-associated antigen 1 homolog. The transcript is spliced from 6 exons. The record is from RefSeq and is a predicted model, not a curated record. The coding region runs from base 178 to 3099 and encodes 973 amino acids. NCBI's taxonomy places the organism in Eukaryota, Metazoa, Chordata, Chondrichthyes, Rhinopristiformes, Pristidae.